Molecule: messenger RNA, 4234 nt
Organism: Haliotis rubra (blacklip abalone)
Lineage: Eukaryota; Metazoa; Mollusca; Gastropoda; Lepetellida; Haliotidae
Product: glutamine-dependent NAD(+) synthetase-like
Biological process (GO): NAD+ biosynthetic process
Cellular component (GO): cytoplasm
Molecular function (GO): ATP binding; glutaminase activity; NAD+ synthase (glutamine-hydrolyzing) activity
Source: RefSeq, a predicted model, not a curated record
UUGAUUAGUCCCCACAUCUUAUAAUCGUGGUAUAUUAAGGGGACACGGGGGAUUAAAGAUGGGGCGAACUGCGACAGUUGCAGUCUGCACGCUCAACCAAUGGGCCAUGGACUUUCGGGGGAAUUUACAAAGAAUUCUUAGCAGCAUCCAGGAAGCCAAGAAUCAGGGGGCUCGAUACAGAUUGGGGCCUGAGCUAGAGAUCCCUGGAUACGCAUGUGGUGAUCACUUCCUCGAGAGUGACACGUUCCUGCACUCAUGGGAGGUUCUGGCCGAGUUGCUGCAGUCGCCUGUGACGCAGGACAUCAUCUGUGACGUUGGCAUGCCAGUGAUGCACAAGAAUGUGUCGUACAACUGUCGAGUUAUUUUCUGUAACAAGAAAGUCCUGCUGAUCCGCCCCAAGAAGCACCUGUGUAAUGACGGCAACUAUCGCGAACCUCGGUGGUUCACAGCGUGGCGCAAACAUCGAGUUUUGGAGGACCACUUCCUGCCCCGUAUCAUCCAGAACAUCACAGGCCAGAGCACUGUUUCCUUUGGUGAUGGUGUUUUGUCAACUCUAGACACCUGUAUUGGUAGCGAGAUUUGUGAGGAGCUGUGGACACCAGCAAGUUCUCAUAUUGACCUGUCCCUCGAUGGUGUUGAGAUAAUCUGCAACAGCAGUGGAAGCCAUCAUGAACUGAGGAAAGGCCACACACGUUUUGAUCUAGUCAAACAGGCCACAGCUAAGUGUGGUGGAGCGUAUCUGUUCAGCAAUCUGAUUGGCUGUGAUGGGGAGAGGGUGUACUACGACGGUGGAUCAAUGAUCUCGGUCAACGGGGAGUUGGUGGCACAGGGACCACAGUUCUCAUUGCAGGAAGUGAUUGUCACCACUGCAACCUUUGACCUUGAGGAUAUUCGUAUGUUCAAGAACUCAAUUCGCAGCCGAUCAGAGUCAGCAAGCCUUGCACCCAUUUACCCAAGGGUCACUGUGGACUUCUCACUGUCGGAUGGGGAGGAAUACAAUCUGAAACCUGUCACUGACCCUGUGGAACCCCAUCGUCAUAGUGCUGAGGAGGAGAUCAGCCUUGGUCCAGCGUGUUGGUUGUGGGACUACCUACGUCGCAGUCGACAGGGGGGCUUCUUUCUGCCCCUCAGUGGGGGUGUUGACAGUUCCAGCACAGCCUGCAUCGUCAGCUCCAUGUGUCAUCUCGUGUGUCGGGCCGUCCAGGCAGGAGACAAAACAGUCCUGGAAGAUGCUCAGCGAUUGGUUGGGGAGGAGGACUAUGUCCCCAGUGACCCCCGUGACCUUGCCAGUCGGAUAUUCACCACCUGCUACAUGGCUUCGGAAAACAGCUCGGAGGAGACGCGCAACAGGGCCGUGGGUCUGGCUCAGCAGAUAGGCAGCUACCACCUGAACAUCAACAUCGACGUGGCAGUGAAAGCUAUCCUCACCAUCUUCACCACUGCUUGUAUGGUGGUCCCGAAGUUUAAAGUUCAUGGUGGUGGUCUGAGAGAAAACUUGGCUCUGCAGAAUGUUCAGGCCCGUGUCAGGAUGGUUCUCGCCUACCUGUUUGCUCAGCUGUGUCUGUGGGCCAGGGGACGGUCAGGCGGACUGCUCGUACUGGGCUCGGCCAAUGUGGACGAGAGUUUGCGUGGAUAUAUGACGAAAUAUGACUGCUCCAGUGCUGACAUCAACCCCAUCGGGGGCAUCAGUAAAACAGACCUCCGUCGCUUCAUCCAGUUCAGCAUCAAUAGGUACAAGCUGACUGCACUGGCCAGCAUCUUGAAGCCCACCCCUGCAGAGAUGACACUGAUGGUUGAUGGAUGGAUCACUUCCACCAUGUUUCAUAAGCUGUAUGUGUUCACUCUGCAGGAGGACAUGGGGAUGUCGUAUGAUGAGUUGUCAGUGUACGGGAAGCUGAGGAAGCAGAGGUUUUGUGGGCCGUACAGCAUGUUCUGUAAGCUGGUCCACCUCUGGCGGGACAAGCACACCCCCACCCAGAUUGCAGACAAAGUGAAAUUUUUCUUCCGGUCGUACUCCAUCAACCGACACAAGAUGACGGUGUUGACUCCAUCGUAUCAUGCAGAGAGCUACAGCCCUGAUGACAACCGCUUCGAUCACCGCCAGUUUCUCUACAACGCCCAGUGGCCUUGGCAGUUUGCAGCCAUUGACAGAGAGGCAAAACGGAUCUCUGAUUGUUGGAAGAAAAACCCUGGAUUGAUGCAAGCACGGAAUUCUGGGAAAAGUGAUGGCAGCUCCCGAUCCCCCAUCAGCUCUACUCGCUGGGGAACCAAUGACUCAAACAGUGCAUCCAGGACGGGACAAGCAGGCAGCUCCAUCAUGGGCGUCACUGUGUCCACAGAUGUUGUGGAUGUCAAACUCGAACCCGUGGACACAACCGCCACCCUUCCAGAGCCAGACGUUAUUUCCAGUGAUUCAGUCAGAGACACAACUCAGGAUGAUGGGCUUACCCAUGAUCCUCUCUGUCUUCAGGUCAACAGGAAGAGAUCAGGUCUACAGUGGAUGACGUUGGCCGACACAGCCAGUGUGAAGAGAGGCAGGUGUAGUCACCAUCAGCAGUCAGAUCCUGUGGGACCCAGCAACCAGGGACUGGACAUGGAGACGUGGAGAUACAAGAGUCUGGAUGGCAGAGCUGGACAGGAUGUGGAUAGACUUGCACUGCAUUGUGGGAUGGAGAUGCCAUGUGACGCUGUAAAGCUCCACACAGUGUUGUGUUCCUGAUCAAGUUAUUGCUAGUGGUAGUAUGAAGAGCUGAAUCCUAUGAGUGAUUGUGAGCUUGUGUGCUUGUGUAGGACAUAUUAUAUAUAUACAGAGGUUUUCUAUUUUCCAAAAUUGGUGCCACAUGUGUAACCUAGUCAUCCUACUUGAACAGGCACUGGUGACCCUGUCAUGUGAGGUGCCUCGGUUCUCUGUGCCUGUCCUGUCACUGAGAGUUGCUUCCCUUGGGCAGUAGGCUUGAAUCCAAGAUUGACCUGAUUGUGUACAGUAAGUAGACAUAGGUAUUUGUCACCACACAAAAUGCUGAGCAGUACGUUUAACAAAACAAUAACAAGGCAUGAAAUAUAUUUAGAACAUGUAUGUCGUUUGAUUGCCCAAGUUGUGGGAGUAAAGGUAUGCAAAUCAGGCAAAUUAAGCAGAGCCCAAUAAGAAAGUAUUGUAAAAGCAUCAAAACAGGUGAAAAUGGUUAAGAAUAUUCAUCAUACCAAGAGCAACCAUCAACAGUAUAAUUAUCAGAAAAUAUGGGCAAGUUGGUUAUGUGGAUAAUUUGGAACUACGGUAAGUGGGAUAUAUUGUCAUUGGAGAAGAGAUGACUUCUUCCUUGAUCACAGUGCAAAUGUCAUAGAUCUACCCACAUUUUAACCUGGAUUUUGUCAUAUUCACAUGUAAGUUUCUAUGAAAAGAUGGAUGAACAUGAACAUAAAACACUGGCUAAAGUGUCAUUGUAUAAACCUCGAUCUCUCACUACAGAGAACUUUAUCUCGGUCAUCAAAGGGUAUUAUUGUAGGUUUCUUCAGUCUGUCAAGUGCAGAUUAUUGCAACAUUCCAUCAACAUCACGGCAGGGGACACCAGAAAUUGGCAUUGAACAUUGUAUGCUUGUGGGGAAUCAAACCCAGGCCUUCGGCAUGACAUGUGCAUGCAACAACAACCCCCUAGAUCAGAGAUCUCAUAGAAACAUGUAAGCAGCGUGUGUAUUUAUUCAGCUUCAAGCAGCUAUCCCGAUGAACUGAUUCUUUUGUCUGGUCAAGGAAACAUAAAAUAUAUCGUCUAUCAUAUUAUUAACGUUUAUGUAUAAUGAAAUGUUUGUGAUGUUUUGUCAAAAAGCAAGACUUCCAUACUAACAACUGUUUAUGUUGCUGAUGUGUAAGAAUAAUUUGUUACGCCCGAUUGUAAUGUUUUUGUCUGUACAUGUACUCCAAUUCACUGAAACUUUGUUAUCCUGUUCUCCAGCCUGUGAUGUUUUUUUGUGUAUCUGAUAAGACCAUGAAUAUUUUGGACUCGUUAUUGUUUUUGUCUGCAAAACUGUACAUGUAUUCCAGUACAUUGAACCUUGUUAACUGUUUAUGAAACUUUGAGAUAGCCUACGAACUUUGUUAAUGAAAGUGUUCUUCGUAGUUCAGUGAUAGUGUUAAAUCCAUUUCAUAAUGUCACACACUCGAAAACAUAUCAAGAUUGAGGAAUCGCAGGUAAUAAUGUUGUGCUGUGCAUUUUUCUACUUUAAUAAAAAUGAGGUUUCA